GAUGCGGAAGUUGUAGUUUACUCGCUGCUCCCAGUUGUUUUGCAGGUGUUAGUCGCUGUGUCGGUGCCUGAAACAGAGGUUCGCAGAAAUGUCCCUGUCAUUUGAAGGAAGAGUGGUGCUCGUCACAGGCGCUGGAGGAGGUCUCGGGAAAGAAUAUGCCCUGGCUUUCGCCUCAAGAGGAGCCUCAGUAAUUGUGAAUGACCUUGGGGUAGACACAAAAGGGGGUGGAAGAAGUUCUGCAGCUGCUGAUAAGGUGGUGGAGGAGAUAAGAGCAAAGGGGGGGAAAGCUGUGGCAAACUAUGACUCUGUUGAAGAUGGAGAGAAGCUGAUCCAAACUGCCCUGGAUACUUUUGGGAGAAUUGACAUUGUUGUGAACAAUGCUGGAAUCCUUCGUGACCGUUCAUUUGCUAGGACCAGUGAUUUAGAUUGGGACCUCAUUCACAGAAUUCACUUAAGAGGAUCAUUCUUGGUUACUCGAGCUGCCUGGAACCAUAUGAAAAAUCAAAAGUUUGGCAGAAUUAUCAUGACUGCUUCAGCCGCAGGCAUCUAUGGUAACUUCGGUCAGGCCAACUACAGUGCUGCCAAGUUAGGCCUGCUGGGGCUGGCUAACACUUUGGCCAUCGAGGGACAGAAGUACAACAUCCACUGCAACACAAUUGCUCCGGUUGCAGGGUCCCGCCUCACAGAGACGGUCAUGCCACCAGACCUUGUGGCAUCUCUGAAGCCAGAGUAUGUUGCACCUUUGGUGCUCUGGCUGUGUCAUGAACAAUGCCAAGAGAACGGAGGACUGUUUGAGGCCGGUGCAGGGUGGAUUGGUAAAUUACGCUGGGAGCGCACUCAGGGCGGGAUUGUGAGACAGAAAAACAAACCCAUGACCCCUGAGGGGGUCCGGGACCAGUGGGACGCUAUCUGUGAUUUUAAAAACGCCACCAAGCCGGCUAAUGUACAAGAGUCUUUGCAUUCUGUUGUGAGCGUUCUGUCUCAAGUGGAGUCUGAUGGAGAAGUCGGUGCAAAUCCAACAGCAGCUGCAACCUCCAGCAUUUCAGGGUCGGGAAUUAAUCCUGCCGAAGCUGUUGGACAAAAGCUCCCAACAAGCUCGUUCAGCUUCACCCCCACCCAGUGCAUUCUCUACGCGCUCGGAGUCGGCAUGUCCACCAAGGACCCAGACAGUCUGCGGUUUCUGUACGAAGGGCAUCAAGACUUCAGCUGCCUCCCAACAUUCGGGGUCAUCCCCUCCCAGGCAGCCACCAUGGGCGGCGGCCUCAGCUCAGUCCCUGGACUCAACAUCGACUUUACACAGGUUUUACAUGGAGAGCAGUAUCUGGAGCUCUACAAACCUCUACCAACUUCAGGUACCCUUACCUCUGAGACCACCGUAGCUGACGUCCUGGAUAAAGGAUCUGGAGCUGUCAUCCUUCUGGAUGUGAACACCUAUGACGGCAACGAGCUUGUGUGCUACAACCAGUUUUCAGUGUUUGUGGUCGGAGCCGGACGCUUCGGGGGAAAGAGAAGCUCGGAUAAAGCCAAAGCUCCUCUGCCUCCACCCAAGCGCACACCAGAUGCCGUGGUGAUUGAAUCAACCACAAGAGACCAAGCUGCUUUGUACCGUCUUAGCGGAGACUGGAACCCUCUUCAUAUCGACCCCAGCUUCGCCGCCAUGGGAGGUUUUAGCACUCCCAUCCUGCACGGCUUGUGCUCAUUCGGCUUUGCUGCGAGACACGUCCUCAAACAGUUCGCCAACAACGACCCCUCUAGGUUUAGGGCUAUAAAGGUUCGCUUCGCAAAGCCCGUGUUUCCGGGUCAGUCGCUGCAAACGGAGAUGUGGAAGGAGGGCAGUAGAAUCCACGUCCAGUGUAAAGUGAAGGAGACGGGUGACGUCGUUCUGGCUGGAGCCUACGUGGACUUACAUGGCUCAUCAGAAGCUUCUCCUGAAAAUCUCCCUCAGGGAGGUGGCCUUCAGAGCGAGUUGGUGUUUGCAGAGAUCGGGCGACGUAUUAAAGAAUUGGGAUCAGAGCUGGUCAAGAAAGUUAAUGCUGUGUUUGGCUGGGAGAUCACCAAGGAUGGCAAGAAAGUUGCAGAAUGGACCAUUGAUCUGAAGAACGGUAGCGGCUCUUUGCUCAAGGGGCCGUACAGCGGGAAGGUCGAUGUGACCUUCACCGUGUCCGACGCGGACUUCAUGGAGGUGGUGACGGGGAAACUUGCACCCCAGAAGGCGUUCUUCGCCGGCAAGCUGAAGGUUAGAGGGAACGUCAUGCUGAGUGAGAAAAUGGAGGUCAUCCUGAAGGAUUAUGCCAAGCUGUGAGCUCCUCCACUAACCAGUCAGAUGGUUUCAGGAACCAAACCACACCGACUCCCUCCUACUUCUUUGUCCAAAUCCCUUGAGUUUGGUGACCAUUUUUUUGCUCUCAAAAAAAAAAAGUCACCCACUGAGACACAUCAGGAAUUAAUUUAUCCCUCAUGAAUUAAUUUCCUCUGCUGUCAAAAAGACUUCCAGAGAGUUUCAAAUGCAGAUUAAAUGAGUUGAAUCCGAGCAUAAGGUGGAGAAAUGUCACAUCUUUAGCUGCCAGUGUCGCAGCUCACUCAUAGAGGUGUUCAGAAUAUUUAAUUAAGUACAAAUCCAUAGGAGUCUUAAUUGAUGUCAUGAAGCAUUUAUUCACUUUUUUAAUAAGUCAUAACUUUAAUUCAUUAACAUAUCAGUUUAACUUAAUGAAAUAAUACAAAUCUAAGUGAGGUAUGAUCUAAAUCCUUAUGGUCUAAUUUCAUGACUAAAUGAUUUGGAGGCUAAUUCACCAAAGUCAGAGGCAGUUCUUUUGUGUCUGAUACUGUAAUCAACUUACAUCCUAUAUUUCAACACUGUUUGGUGCAAUUUUAUUCAAUAUAACUGUUGCUCUUGUAAAAAAGAAAAAUGAUUCAAAAUAAAGCUUUAGUAAUGUAUUGACCC
Messenger RNA from Cyprinodon variegatus (sheepshead minnow), 2941 nucleotides. RefSeq names its product hydroxysteroid (17-beta) dehydrogenase 4 (gene hsd17b4). Bases 89 to 2302 code for a protein of 737 amino acids. NCBI's taxonomy places the organism in Eukaryota, Metazoa, Chordata, Actinopteri, Cyprinodontiformes, Cyprinodontidae. The transcript has 25 exons. Gene Ontology annotation, molecular function: oxidoreductase activity. The record is from RefSeq and is a predicted model, not a curated record.